Messenger RNA from Oppia nitens, 1524 nucleotides. RefSeq names its product cholinesterase-like. Gene Ontology annotation, molecular function: acetylcholinesterase activity. Bases 1 to 1524 code for a protein of 507 amino acids. The transcript is spliced from 6 exons. NCBI's taxonomy places the organism in Eukaryota, Metazoa, Arthropoda, Arachnida, Sarcoptiformes, Oppiidae. Gene Ontology annotation, biological process: choline metabolic process; acetylcholine catabolic process. The record is from RefSeq and is a predicted model, not a curated record. Gene Ontology annotation, cellular component: plasma membrane.
AUGAAUAACUAUUUAGUCAAUCAAAUAGUAAGUACAGAUAGUAGCAAAUCAUCACUGGAUGUAAUCACCAGUUCGGGUGUAGUGCGGGGACAGACACUUCAUAUACUUAACAAAAAUGUCAACCAAUAUCUGAAUAUACCGUUUGCCGAACCACCGGUCGGUAGGUUAAGGUUUGCCAAACCUGAGCCAUUAAAAGUACCUAAAACUGAUAUUAUUGACGGCACAAAACUAGGCAAUAGUUGCAUACAAAGCACAGAACCAGGAUUUGAGGAAAUAUUUGGUGGACUUGCGCUUAAUGAGGACUGUUUGGUGCUUAACGUGUGGUCACCAAAUGGUAAUAAUGCUAAUACCGGUGAUAAUAACCAGCUUAAGCCGGUAAUGUUUUGGAUAUAUGGCGGCGGACUAUCAAUGGGAUCCAUAUUUCAAAACAUUUAUAACGCGUCAGCAUUGGCCGCCAGCGGUGAUGUGGUAAUAGUUGCGGCUAACUAUCGUCUCGGAACACUUGACUUUCUAUACGGUGCCGAUAAUAGUGCACCGGGAAAUGUAGGACUAUAUGACCAACUGUUGGCACUCAAAUGGGUCAGAGAUAACGUUCAUGCAUUUGGCGGAGACAGGGAUCAGAUUACUAUAUUUGGCGAAUCAGCCGGCAGUUGGUCCGUAUCGGCGCACAUAUUGUCGCCGCUAUCUAGAGGUCUAUUUCGUAGAGCUAUUAUGCAUAGCGGCUCAGUUAUGUUCAAAAAGGAUCGGCCUAUUAUCGAUACAGUAGAAGCAUUGGAAAAAGCUAAACACAGGACCAGUCAAUUAGGAUGCGAUCCAUACGGCUAUCAUUUGUUGGACUGUUUGAGAAAUAUUACUGAUCCAACUGUAUUCAUGAAUCCGUCUACCAAUGAUAUGACCGUUUCUUUAGUUUAUCCCGUAAUUGGUACUGAAUUUUUGCCACAAUUACCACAAAAAGCAUUUGAACUGGGUCAGGUUAAUACAGAUAUUGAUCUAAUGGCCGGUACGACAACACACGAGGGUUUAGCAAUGGCAUUGAUGUGGUUCCCCGAAACUAUUACCGGCAAACAGUUUACUGAGGAUUUAUUUGGUACUAUUGUUGAUAAAUUUAAUCAAAUGUUUCAUAACUUGGAUAAGGAUAGCCUAAUUAAACACUAUCUGAGCAAUAUUACUAAUGACAACGACAAUGUAGUACAGGCCAUGCGUAUAGCACUGGGCGAUUUGUUUGGCGAUAUACUUAUGGCACUGGCACUCGAUGCCAGUAUUAUACAUCAUGGAUGUGAUAUUGAAUUUAUAUUUGGCAUACCUCUACUUAAACCGAUAGGUUAUAGCGAACUGGACUAUGAUUUUAGUCUACAUGUAAUGCAAUUGAUUACUAAUUUUGCUAAAUAUGGUAAACCAGACAAUGAAUGGCCACAAUUGUUGGACAACAGUAUAGAUAAUGCAAUCAAAGUACGUGUACUGACACGUGUUGUUGAAAAUCCAUUUGCCAGCACGUGUGACGGUGUUUGGAAUAAUUAUUUUUAA